GAGAGAGGCGGGAUGCGAAGAGGGGAGGUGGAGGGGGGGGCCACGGCGGUGCAGCAGUGCGCGUGUGCAGGAGCCCGAGCCCAUCACCACCAUCACCACCUCCGCCGCAGCAGUGCGCAUUGUCGGCACCAUCAUCACCAUCGUCACCAUCAUCGUCACCAUCACCACCGUCGUCAUCGCAUCGGCACCACCAUCAUCCCCACCAUCAUCGCCACCGUCGAUUCAACAGGAGCAUUGCACCACCAGCUUCGUCGCCACCAUCUAAUUCCACACCGUCAUCACCUCUUUGAACGUCGCCGUCUCGUCAGUCGGCAUCGGCACAGACGGUGGAUCUCGCCCCUGUCGUUGUCAGAGCGGAGUUGGGCUCACGCAAGGGCUGCGAGGCCCCGCGAGAGCAGCUCGGAGUGCGACCCCGGACCAUGACGCGCUCCGACACGCCCGACCUCAUCGCCUCCGCCCUGCGUCGCCCCCGCGGGUCCCCGGGCGGCGCUCGCUCCGGCGCCUGGUCCGGCACCCUCGCCCCCUGGGCCUCCGAGCCGCCAACACCCUCGCGCCGCAAGCGAUGCCCCGGCUCCGCAGCGGCCGCUAUGUCUGAGAGCGCCGCCGCUCGGCAGCUGGCGCCAGCACCGGCGCGCCCCCAACCCAAGCCGCCGUUACCACGCCGGCCGCCCUGGAUCACGCCGGGCCCGCUGUGCGCGUCCAGCCCCGAGCUGCCGACGCCGAGGUUUGCGUCGCGCCAGCCCGGACCGCCGGCGCCGUGGCCACCGCCGCCGAUGGCGCCGGGGCCGCUCGCCGAGUGGCGCCGCUCACGGGCGCCGGCGCAGUAUCUGACGCCGCUGCGCCGGGCGGCGGAGGAACGGGCGCGCGGGGCGGUGAGUCGCAGCACCGGCUCGCUGGCCACCAAGAGCCAGCUGUACGACAUCCACCCCAGCAAGUACCAGACGCGGCAUGAGCGGCCCUACCACCAUGUGCCCAUCCCGCUCAUCCCUCGGGAAGUGGGCUCCGACCGCCGGCGUGGUGACUGGCGCCGGGAGCCGCCGACUGCCACGACACCAUCACCAACAUGGACGCCUCGGCGCGGCGUGCCGGACGCGACGCUCUCGGUGCACGAGCCCGGCCGGAGGGCACAAGCGGCGACGUUCACGUUCCGGUCGACGGGGACGCCGCUCCCCCCGUCCGAUCGCCGGCUCGCCACGUCGGCCUCCAGCCUGACCGGGGCACCAUCGCACGUGCGGCAGAGGAUCGACCUCCACCCGCUGGACUCCACGCGCUACCGGUCGUCGCCGGCGCGCCGGGAGCAGCUGGUGCACUGGGCGCACAGCCACUCCGAGCCGCACAUCCCAGCGAGCGCUAGCUACGUGCCGUCGCGCCACCUCUUGCCGACGCCGGCAUACCUGGAGGGCCGACGCACGUCUGACACGGCGCUAGUGCCGACGCCGACUCCUCCAGCGCCCCCCACUCGAGGCUCGUCAUUCUGGACAUUCUCCCGAUCGCUGGACAACCUCUACGCGUGCUUGGCGGAGCGCCGGCGUGGUGACGGCGCUCGCAGCCGUGAGGGUCGGUCGACUCCGACUCCGACUCCGCCACCACGCUCCGCACCGCCGCGCUCUGACCGCAUCCCCGUGGUGCAACUGUCACGAUCGCCGCGCCGCUACGCUGCCCUCUCGCUCUCCGAGAGCGCCAUCUUCAGCAAGGCGAGCGGGCCCGGCUGGCGCCUUGCACCAUCCAUUACUAUCACCGACAACGAGCUCUCGCCAGUGGGUGGUGGUGGCGGCAGCCGGUCAAUGGAGGAGCUGCGCGGAGGUGACGGCGGCGCCAGCGUCGGCGGUGGUGCCACAGAUUACUUGGGCUUCGGCAGCCUGGCGCUGCACAAGACGGUGUCACCGGCGUCGCCUGUUGCCAGCCAGGAGCUCGACGAGAUCCUCACUGACAUUGCGGUGCACUCCUCGCCGCGACUCUCCGACGAGUCAAGCGCGCAGUCCGACCGCUUCGCCCAGCAGCUCCACAGCCUCAUUGACAGCGAUGAUGGCGGCGGUGCCAGCGGCCGGGAGAAUGAGGCCGGGGAAGAGGAGGAUGCGGAGGAGUACAGAGAGGAGAGAACAGCGGACGGAACUGGCCUAGCAUGCCCGGCGUCCCCCACCAGCCGAUUGCGGCACCAGCGCCUCUCCGAGGCAGCUGCACCGGCGCCGGCACCCACCUCGCUCUGCCGUCGCGUGCUGCGGCUGUGCCGUACCGACGCCGAGUCGCGCCGCGUGCUGUCGAGGGCGGCGCGGGUUGGGUAUCUGUCCCGGGGGCGUGGCUGCCUCUUUCUGGGCUUCCCGGGUCCGGCGUCGGCGUCAGCGUUCCUGCGGCAUGGCCUGGAUGGCCUCCUGGUGUCGCCCGCCUACCUCUCUCUGCGCGAGAUCCAGGCCCAUGCACGGCGGCUUGGCGACUACGUGCACGAGCUGCAGACUGCUGGCUCCGAAUAUGACCCGGACUCGCGCUUCGUGCUCAGCGUGAGCGUCUCGGCGCCCGCUGGGCCGCUCACCGCCCGCCGCCUCGCCAAGAUCCGGCUGGCUCCGGCUACGACGCCACCGGCGCUGCCUCCUCCGUCGUCGUCCCCCUCCUCCGCCGCAGCUGCCUCGGCGUCCGACACGCUCAUCCUGACGCCGCCGGCCGGUGCUGGCGACGGGGAGCGCCCCGGCGCUGAGGGCCGUCGCUCCCGGGAGUUGGCGCUCACAUCCAUUCAGCGGGAGCUGCGGGAGCGAGGGGUGUGCUUGCGCCGGGACCACCCGCGGCACUACGCGGCGCUGUGCCGCUACGUCGAGACGGGUAGUCGCCCGCCGCCCGCCGCCAUUUACCCGCUGGACCGGCGAACCGGGCGCCGCUUCCUGUGCCUCCUGCUGCCGGCGUCCGAGCCGCUGGCGCUGGGCUGGGUGGACAGCCCCAGACUGCUGCGGGAUCUGCUGUGACGGCGCUGACCCACGUGAGGGGAAAGGAAAAACCGGGCGGCGAUUGGCGUGGAGACCGCGGCCCCCGUUCACAACUCUGGCGGUUCCAAAUAGCCUGGGAUGCAUCACAGAAGAUGUCACGAUACUAAAGGCAAAGAUCCCCCCCACCCGUAUAUGAUGAAAACAUUUUUACUUGCGAUUUUACCCUUCCUGCAAAUAAAACAUGAGUUGUGUUAAGAUGUUCAAACACCAAAUAGAUACACCUAUUGCAAGGCGUCAAGUCUGCAUUAGCGACAUGCACUUGUGGCAAAAACAUGCAAACAAACAUGCUCUUCUUAUUUUUCAUAAUUUUUAAUAAUGGCAAAAAGGUCCCAUAGAUAUGAAUGCUCGACCAAGCCAUACGUGCUCUGAUACGUGCAUUGUCUUUGUACUGUUCGUCUUUUGGCAUUCUCUGGAAUUACAUUAGUGUAGGAACUAGGCCACAAAGAAGGCUAUCUCUAGUGUAGGCCAAUUAGUUUCAAGGACAAUGUGUAUAUCAUUUGCAGAGCAUGUGUGUUUGCGUGUUUUGCCACAAGUAUGCGUGGUUAAUGCAGACUUGAUGCCUUGCAAAAAGUAUAUAUUUGGUGUUUGAACAAUA
Messenger RNA from Petromyzon marinus (sea lamprey), 3567 nucleotides. It is a transcript of the gene AJM1, whose product is annotated as apical junction component 1 homolog. The record is from RefSeq and is a predicted model, not a curated record. Gene Ontology annotation, cellular component: apical junction complex; plasma membrane. Lineage: Eukaryota; Metazoa; Chordata; Hyperoartia; Petromyzontiformes; Petromyzontidae. Gene Ontology annotation, biological process: cell-cell junction organization.